This is a messenger RNA of Sander lucioperca (pikeperch), 3070 nucleotides long. RefSeq names its product leucine rich repeat containing 75Ba (gene lrrc75ba). The transcript is spliced from 5 exons. Bases 179 to 1303 code for a protein of 374 amino acids. Lineage: Eukaryota; Metazoa; Chordata; Actinopteri; Perciformes; Percidae. The record is from RefSeq and is a predicted model, not a curated record.
UGUGUGUGUGUGUGUGUGUUGUGUGUGUGGUUGUGCACCGGAUCCAGACAGCUACGCAGCGCCAGACAGCACGGCGCUGUUUUUUACCAUCCACUGAUCAGGAGCAUCUGAAAAAACGGAUCAUGGGUUUGUCCUUUUUGUAAUAUUGUCUGCGCUACAACAUAAAAACAACAACACCAUGGGUUCCAGACUGAGCAGGCAGAGCAGCCUGGACAAUGAGAAUUUCUCCAAAAAGCGACGCAAGCUUCUAGAUAGCACCGGAGAGAGCGAGUGCAGGGGCAGCCGAGGCGGCGGGGACUUUCUGUUUGCGCUGAUGCUGAAAUCGGACAAACUGCCCGGGAUGCUGCGGAGGACCAACCACAGCCCGUACGUGAGGCGAGUGGCGUGGAUCAAAGAGAUCCAGAAGCUGCUCCGGGACCGCAGGAUAGAGCAGGCAACCGACGUGCUCAAACUACUGAGGAAGGAUCUUGGUUUGGAAGGCGCCUCGCUCAACGACAUCUUGUACAAAAACGCUGCCUUCCUCAACCUGGUGGACCCCAUCUCACACGAGCUGCUGCUCAGCCUGGCUCGAGAGAUGCAGUGUCCUAAGAAGGAUGCGGACACCAUAAAGUCCUCUGAUAAGAUCUGCAGACAGCUGAUCUACCACCUGACCCCGCACUCAAAGUGGCUAAGGCAGAGCAUGUCCAGACGGAAAUCCCAGGCCUGUCUCAAGACAACCCUACAGAAGAAGCUGUCCAGUGACUCGGUGGACCUAUCCGGCGUCCCACUGUCCACCCGAGAUGUCCGUCAAGUCGCCUUCUACCUCCAGAACAACAGAGACACUGUGAUGGCUGUGGACGUCAGCUUCACCGAGCUCCAGGACGACAGCCUGAAGAUCCUCCUGCCUCUUCUGGCCUCGCUGCCCAAACUCAGCACCCUGGCUCUCAACGGCAACCGCCUCACGCUUGCUAUCCUCAAAGACCUCACCGAGAUGCUCAAAGACCCCAAGAUGUUCUCCAGCCUGGCCUGGAUCGACCUGGGCAACAACGUGGACAUCUUCACUAUGCCUCAGCCGUUGCUGGUGGCGCUGCGUCGGCGCUGCAGCCUGAAGAGCAGUUUGCCGACUAUCUACGAGUACACCGAGGGUCAGCCCUACUGCUAUCACCUGGAGACUUCCAUCGAGGAGCCCAGCCACUACGAGGAGGAAGAAGAGGAGGACGACGAAGACGAAGAGGACAUAGGGAACAAGUUUGAGCUGGAGCCGUGGAGUUUAGGGGAGAAGCAGCUCUCCAAAGACUUCACCCUUCACUACUGUGAGAGGUGAUGGGGCAUUCCCACUCGGAGGCUCUUUCCACUGUGGUCGACACGUCUUACGUCCCACAGCACUCCGUUACCUCCUUCGCCCUCACACCACGAGCCCCGUCACCCCCUUUGGAGGCACGAGGGACACCACAUUGUGAACUUCUCGUCCCGACACGGCUACCAAGCUAUCCCUAACCAUCUCUGAGUUAACCCACACACGAUGAGAGUGAAGCGACGACGGCGGACUUACUGUGUUGGUGGAUGGCGCUCUUGGGAACAAGGUGCGGUUUCAUUGGAGGGGGGCUGGAAGAGUUAAUGAACCGGUGCUCUCUCUCUCUCUCUCUCUCUCUCUCUCUCUCUCUCUCUCUCUCCCUCUAUCACUCUAUCUCUCUCUCUCUGAUAGCGGCAUCUGAGGAGCCAAUCCCAAGGAGAUUUAGAUCAGUUGGUUGGAUCGAGGAGCAGCAUCCCAGCGGUGGCUGAAGUGGAAUUGGUUUGGAGUUUGGAAACAGAGGGUCCCUCUGGGUUCUCUACCAGGACUGGGGCUAUCUCUGGCAGGCAGGGCCUCGCUCCACAUUGUGUGUUCUCUGUUAAUCUCUCAACAAAAGCUAUGACACAAGUUCAACAGACUAUACAGCCGACGACCCGUCACGUGACGCCAGCAAAACUGCUAGGUCAAGACUUUUUGCGUUUUCCCCCCCUUUCCAAAUGUCCACUUGUCAAUACCCACGCAGCCCUUGUGUAGAUGUAAAUGAGGACAAAAAAAACAUGGUUCUCUUGUGUUUCCACGGGUUAUUUUUGUGCACUCUUGGUGAACAAAGCAAUCUUAGAAGACAACAGGUAGGACUCAACAAUGGCUAGCUGUCACUGAUUGUUUUUUUGUACUUGCCUAAAUGCUGAUAUUCACCUCUUUGUUAAUUAUUGAGCUGUUGUAAUCAUCACCACAGUGUUUAAGUGCAUUUAUGACACCACAGCCAAGUGUUGGUAUGGGCCACCGAGUCUGAGCAGUGCUGCCCGUCCUACUGCUGUAUAUCUCUACAAAUAUGUUGUCAUUUCCGUUAAUUGAUACCGUACUUCUUCAGUGGCCCUAUGCUUGUUAUGAGACACAGCCAUGACUGUUAUGUAUUAAUUAUAGUCUGUCUUCUGUAGCACAUAAUGAUUAAGUGAGACUGACUGAAAGCACUUUAAGGGGACUAUUUUUUUUUUAAAUAUAUAUUUAUGUUUCUCUUUGUCAUAUAAUCUGUGUACAUUGUUUAUUAUUAGAGAUAUUCACAGAGCUCAAGCUGAAGCAUACCUCUUUAAGGUGAAAUGAUGACCAAAUGGCUCAUGAUUGUUAGAAAGUAUCAUUGACAAAAAAAAAAAAAAAUUGUGCAUCGCCACAUAUAUAAUAAAUGUUUAAGUGUGUGUUAUAUGUGUUUGUAACGGUAAAAUGUCUGAUUACUACUGUAGUCAUUUGUGUUGUUGUUUUGGUGUUUCGUCUAUUGUCUGACUCUGUAAUUAUAAUUAUAGUGACUCUUAUUAUGAAACCUCCUGCUGUAAGCUUGAACAGUAAACAAAAAGCGACGUGGCUUAUGGGAUUACACAAUAAGACAGGAAAUAGUUCAGUAAAUGUAAGUUACAGUCAAAGCAGACACCCUUUCACGUCGAAUGUUUUAUUUGAAUGAUGGAGAGCACUGUCCCGUUGGUCCUUGUAGUUUCUUUCGUGUGUCAACGUCAAACUCUUCCUUGUAGCCUGUGUGUACUUGUCUCAUUCCAAACACUGACUGCCAAUAAAAGACCCCAUCCUAACUGA